Molecule: messenger RNA, 630 nt
Organism: Parathielavia appendiculata
Lineage: Eukaryota; Fungi; Ascomycota; Sordariomycetes; Sordariales; Chaetomiaceae
Product: phosphoglycerate mutase-like protein
Exons: 1
Coding region: 1-630 (209 amino acids)
Cellular component (GO): cytoplasm
Molecular function (GO): phosphatase activity
Source: RefSeq, a predicted model, not a curated record
AUGGUCCCCAAGUCAACACCGAUCUACCUCCUCCGCCAUGCGGAAUCGACCCACAACGUCUCGAAAGACUUCAACCACCGCGACCCUGGUCUGACCGAGGCGGGGUUUGCUCAGGCUGCUGCACUCGCCAGUACCUUCCCGGCCCUGUCAUCCAUUUCGGUCAUUCUCAGCUCGCCCCUGACGCGCACGAUCGAAACCACCCUCACGGGAUUCAGCACCAUUCUCUUUAGCGAGGACUCCCCAAAUUCGGCAAAACUGAUCCUCGAUCCGGACCUGCAGGAACGGAGCGACCUACCCUGCGAUACCGGCUCUGACGUCUCUGUUUUGGAGGCGAGAUUCCCCGGAUUGGACUACAGUCUGCUCGGAGAGGGAUGGCACGCCAAGACUGGAGCUUAUGCUGCGGACGAUGAGGCGGUUGCUGCAAGGGCGGAGCGGGUUCGGAGGCAGUUGCUUGGCCUUGCCAAGCAACUGGAGGCGAGCAGUUCUGAGGAGAAGGCUGUGGUAGUCGUUACGCACGGGGUCUUUAUGAAGUUUCUUGCCGAGGAUGAGAGCAUUGACUUGCCCAAAGCGGGUUGGAGGGCAUAUACUGUUGAGGAGAGUAUUGGUAGAGCUGUACUCAGGCCUCUCUAA